Molecule: messenger RNA, 4326 nt
Organism: Lachancea dasiensis
Lineage: Eukaryota; Fungi; Ascomycota; Saccharomycetes; Saccharomycetales; Saccharomycetaceae
Source: the annotation of a GenBank genome assembly
AUGUCUUCAGUAGGCGAAGAGCUGCCCACGGUAACGUCAGAGGACUUUGGGUUCAAGCCAUUGGGUGAAGUCCCAAUUUUGCCUGGUUAUAAUGAGAAGGUUCCUUUCUCUAAGCUACAAAAUUUCGCGAUCUCCACUUCCAAAGGGCUCUUUGUGGCAGCCAAUCAGACGACUGUGGCAGUGGGUAAACUUGAAGAUUUGCGAAACCGGGUUUUAAGCCAAGAAGCCGAGCCGCAACCGCUAAAGUUUGUCGCUGAGAAAAAGCUCGAAAACGUCGUGCUUGUUGGUUUCUACGGGGCACACGAAGAAAAUAUUUUGAGUAUAACUAGAGAUGGCCACUUCUUCACAUUUUGUGCUGGGAAAGACGAAUGGAUCCGUCUGCCGCUUGAUCCAAAGUUUUCUGCGGGUGAGAGAAUUAGGGCAGCAAAAAUAAUUGCCGGUACUGAGGAGUUCGUGCUCGUUCAAUCGACAAAUAACCAACUACGUAUAGCGUCUCUGAACGGAGAAACAAAAUUGCUGGUGGAAGGUGUGGUUGAUUUCGAUACGAGCGCAGAGCAAUGGGUUGUAUUGAAGUCCAACGGGAGGAUGGAAAUUCGCGAAGGUGCCAAACAGGAUCCUCUGAAAACCUUCACCUUACCCGCAGAAAUCCAAGAUGAGGUACAGAGUGAGUACCAACCGCUCUCCAUCAUGAUUUUGUCCUGUCAGAGGUAUUUAAUUGCCCUUGGAAAUCCAGUCCACGCAGAUGAUGAAGAUGUAAUGUACGAACAAAACAUGUAUGUCGUACAGGAAGGUGCCGAUGAAAACUGGGAGUUUCACCAAAGUUUUGAUAUUGCACCAGCGUUUGGCAGUGUCCUCAGAGAUCCCACAUAUUAUCAUUCUACCCUAUACGAAAUGAUGCCAUCGUAUCCCCAUAUUUAUGUGAUUGGAUCUGCGACGUCUUCGGAAAUUACAAUCCUCGAUGAUGCGAGUGUGCUUCAGCCAAGCCAAGAUAGUGACCGAGCUGUUUUGCCAAUCAAUCAGGACACCGACAAUGACACAAACCCUAUUGGCCUUGCCGUUGACACAACACCUGGCGUACAAAUCCUGGAACCUUGCCAGGGCGUGGAUGUUGCGUCUGACCUACCGCUAUUCUAUAUUUUCAACAACGAGGGAAACCUAACCACGUUUGCUCUAUUCAAUAGUUAUGGAAUCAAAAACAAUCAGUUUUCAACCGUUAAGACCCGAGAAAGAUUGGGAACGAAACGACGCAUUGGCAUGGAACAACUGGCAGCUGGAAGCGCUGAUAAUAACUCGAAAGAAAGAGAGAGCACUCUCACUGAGGAGAUGAACGACGACGAAGCGAACGAAGAUGAAAAGAAAUCGCCACCUACCGGAGUAAUUGAGAACCCAAUAACUUUUGGAGCCAACUUAGCAUCAGAUACCACCGAAAAAUCUGGAUUUGGCCAAAGUACAUUCGGGAAGCCACAUUUUGGAACCAAUAACUUUGGUUUCGGCCAGAGCACUACAAAGGACGGACCCUUUGGUUCCGCUUCCACCAACGAAAAUAAUUCGCAGGAUGAAAAUAAAGGAGCAGGGGUUGCACUGGGAUUUGGCAGUACUCAAAGUUUCGACAAAAAAGCGGGUUUUGGUUUUGGUAGCACAUCCGGGAAGACAAAGCCCGCUUUCGGAUCAAGUGCUUUUUCAUUUACAACAGGAGAAAAUGCUACAUCGAAUGAUUCAACUGCCAACACUUCCUCUGCUUUUGGCCAACCAUCUUUUGGAAAACCUAACUUUAGCGCCUCUCAAAAUAAAUCUAGUCCAUUUGGCUUCAACAAUGGUUUGCAUAGUGAAAAAGCACCCGGAUCAAGUGCAUUUGGAAAGCCAGCCUUCUCAGCACAGGCCUUUGGAACUCCACAAUUUGGCACAACAAGUUUUAGCGCAGUGGGGGAAGACACCAGGUUUCAGAAGAAUGAAGGCUCUCAGAAGAAUGAAGGCUCUCAGAAGAAUGAAGGCUCUCAGAAGAAUGAAGGCUCUCAGAAGAGUGCUUUCACUCCUUUUGCAAGUUCAGAGUCUCCCUUUGCAAAGCUCAAAGAUGGACCUUCACCGUUCAAGAAUGUGCCAUCUUUUGCUAGCCAGAGUUCCUCAAAUACAACCGCAACGGCCCCUUUCGGGGCCCAAGGCUGGUUAGGAGGCGAAUCGUCAAACGCCACCACAUCCCCAUUUUCCUCCUUGAAGGAUAAGAUGAAUGAGCACAAGCCAGCCGAUAAUCCAUUUUCUCAAUUCCAAACUAGCGCAGUAUUUGGGGCCAACUCAGAGAUCACGAAUAGUGAGAAGGUUGAGCAAUACUCUAGCGAUCAUGAACGAGAAAGCGAAAGUCUAACAGGGUCAACCAACGCAACUGAAAGUGAAAGCAAUGACACAACUCAAGCCAAUGAAAGUGAUAGAUUUUCAGAGGAAUCUAAUAGCGAUAGCUCCUCACCGCCUUACGACGAAGAAGAACGCGACUCAACCGAAAGUUUGAGCGAGGAUAAUCGCGAUUUGGAAAUUGCUACGACUAAUUCUGAAAACACAGGCGAGAAAGAGAAGCCAGCUGAAGCCGAUUUGAAGAAGUCAGAUUUUAGCUCAUUAACAGAGAGAAUCAAGCGGGUUGCAAAUAUAUCCGCCGAGAAUAUCCCGGAUUCGUUAUCUAAUACGCCAUCUCCCAAGCCCGAAGAGUCCGGGAGCACUGCUUUUGCGAAGUACUCAAACAACUUGAGUAGUGGUUCUUCUCCAUUUUCUUUUGCUACUUUGGCAAAGAAGCGAGGUACUGCAACUCAAGAUACUGGAACUGAAGAUAACUUCGAAAACAAAAAUUCUAAUGACCAAUUGAAAGGCGAGGGAGAGUCUGCUGCAUUGGAGUACGUGACGACUAAAGAUGUGAAACCUGAGAUGAACUCCCCUUACCCAAUAUCCUUGGAAGAGGAAAACAAGCUAGAACAACAGCUGUCCUCCGAAACAAGUGGCCCUCCAGUAAUGCAAGGUCAUGGUGAAGUAGCUGAGGCGAACAAAUUUGACGAACAGCAGGAACCCGUAAGCGACGCAACGGAAAGAAAAGAAAAUUCAGCUCAUGACAACGAAAAUGGAACGAAAGAGAAUUCAGUUCAAGAAAAGGAAAAUGCUGAUUUUACUCUACAUACUGCCAACGAAGACCCGGAAACACAUUCUAGUGAGGAAUCUCCGAUACACGUCCCCGAGGGAGGUCUUUUGGCCAGAAAAUCGAGAAGUAGUACAGAAAACGAGUCGUUUGAUGAAUUUGAUGAUUUGAAGGAGGAACUAGAUCAAAUAAAGGCAUCCAAGGAGAAGAGCAUUCACAAAUCAUUCGAAGGCAGGGACACAGAAGGGCAAGGCCUGAAUACGAGCAGUCAAACCAUUCCAAUUGAAACUCUGAGUACUGGUACUCAAGCGUGUUCAUUGACAGGGGACGCUGCCACCGAGACCAUUCCAACUGAAACUAGAGAUUUUGAAAUGCAAAGUUUCGAGAAUGAUGAACUAUACCAAGCACAAGAGUUUAAGCCUAGGAUUAUAGAAAAGUUCUACACUGGGGCCGCAGCGAUGGCAAAAUGUUCAAAACAUGCAAAUGAGACUCUGAAUCGAAUCGAAAGCACUGUUAAUGUCGUAUCAUCCGAGAUAGAGGUUCUCACAGUUAACUUGAAAAACCUCGAGUCUUUUAUCAAAGACCAAAGUACCAAACCCUUCGAAAGAACCAAACGCACUCUACCUCAGUCAUAUACAUGGCGGUUGGAGGAGGCUGAGGUUUUGAAUGCCAUUGUCGAUCAAACGUUCACAGAGGUAAAGCCAGUUUUUAAAGUAGCAUCGUCUCUUUCAAAUGAUGUUGCUGCGCUUGUCAAAGGUUCUUUGGCCACCUUAGAGGAAUGCCGAUUCGCGUCAAGAUUUCACUACGAUCAACUAGAAAAGUCUCUACAUGAGAAAAAGGUGAUAGACGGCGGGCUAAAUCUAAGGCAAACUCAAAUGCAGCAUAAUUUACGGGGUAAGCUCUCAAGUGCUUAUGAUCGGAUUAAAACGAUAGAGCAAGUAUUACGGAUAUUGAAGAUUCAUUUGUCGAAAGAAGACCUUCGCAGGGUCCCUUUGAUCUCCAAAAUUAUGGAUGAAAGCACACAGAGAGGCGACUUACUCGAAGCUAUCAAGUCACUACGGAAUGAGGUAGCAGAGCUCAAGAUCAGGGAUCGCGAGGUCGGGAGUGUUUCUCAGGUCGAACGUACAGUCGAGGCAGCCCCUAUUAGUGAACUGAACUUGAAACUAGACACCAAGAGGCAAAUUGGACAAGUUUUACUUAACAGAAGCAUUUAG